AUGUAUGUUGUGGAAUAUCAAACUUGGAUUUUUCUUUCACGGUUUCUUGCUUGCCUUCUUUGUACCUUAGUAGUUAGAAGUAUAAAGCUUGCAGCUAUGGAAAAGAUUGUAAACAGAAGCUUGGAGCGUGGUUAUCUUGUUACUGAUGAAGUGUUUGAGGCAUUGGUAAUAAUUGGAUUCUCGUUGGACUCUCCUGCUUUUUACACUGUCUGUGAGAGUUUUGAUCAAAAGAAGAAUGGAAGAUUCAGAUUAGAUGAUUUCAUAUCUCUUUGUAUAUUUUUGCAGUCAGCUCGUAAUAUGUUUGAUUCAUUUGAUACUGCUAAGCAGGGCCGGGUGACUCUUGAUCUUAACCAAUUUGUAUAUUGCACUGCCAAUUGUAGGAUAAAAUAUAUUGAAAGCAAAAGAUAA
Messenger RNA from Humulus lupulus (European hop), 408 nucleotides. RefSeq lists its product as uncharacterized. The transcript has 6 exons. Lineage: Eukaryota; Viridiplantae; Streptophyta; Magnoliopsida; Rosales; Cannabaceae. The record is from RefSeq and is a predicted model, not a curated record. The coding region runs from base 1 to 408 and encodes 135 amino acids.